UUGUGUGAUAUAAAGACUUUGAGAGGGGUGUUACUAUCUUAUAUAAAGCUGUGAACGGGGAGACAUAAAACACUUCAACUUGCAUUUUGACAAGAAGACUUCUGUCAGCAUGGUACGUACCCUAACCCACAUAAUUUAGUAAGGACCCUAGAGUAGGGCCUCUCUGUUAUGAGAGAUUAUAAGUUAUUACGUAUCACAUGUGAAAUGAUAUCAGUUAUGAAUUGGCUUUAUUAUUUCAACUUUAAUAUCAGACGUUUAUUAAUAAGUAUUUAAUAAGUAAAUAUGUGAGCGCUGUGUGUGUGUGAGCGCUGUGUUGAGUCUGUCAGUGAACGCUGAGGGCCUAUUGAAACAACCUAACCCUAACCCUAACCCUAACGCACUAAAAUCACCCGCACAGGUCUCAUUCACCACCAAUUGAAUGUUCCUUAAAGCAGAUGUCAGGUUUCACUUUUAGUCCUGAUCGUUGCCAACAUUUUGAAAGAAUAUUUCACCCCCGGUGGGUAUUAUCAUGGGACCCAAUGAAUCCUGCUUUUUAGGGGCGAAUUAUCUAUUUGACAAUCAUUCCGUAUAACUGAAAUAAAGUAUUUCCUCGUUGACGUUGGCAAAUCUACUGUGGCAAUUCACCUUGUAUGACUGGAAACUGUAUACUAAAUACUAUACAAAUACUGUUGGCUUAUUAUUAUUUAUUUUUUGUUUCCAAUUUAUGUAAUCCAUCUAUAAAAAUAAUGUUUUCGUAAAAAAAGAUCGUCAUUUCUUAUCAAGAUCAGGGGAACGUAUCCCUGGACGGUCCAUUUUUGAAAUGUGUAACUAAGGGCUGGAUUCAAUCCGUAUUGCCGAAGUAUCGCGGAAAAUCAAGUAACAUUUUUAAGGUACACUACCUGUCAAAAGUUUUAGAACACCUUCUCAUUCAAGGGUUUUUCUUUAUUUUACAAUGUUUUACAUUGUAGAAUAAUAGUGAAGACAUCAAAACUAGGAAAUAACACAUAUGGAAUCAUGUAGUAACCAAAAAAGUGUUAAACAAAUCAAAAUAUAUUUUAUAGCCACCCUUUGUCUUGAUGACAGCUUUGCACACUCUUGGCAUUCUCUCAACAAGCUUCACCUGGAAUGCUUUUCCAACAGUCUUGAAGGAGUUCCCACAUAUGCUGAGCACUUGUUGGCUGCUUUUCCUUCACUCUGCCGUCCGACUCAACCCAAACCAUCUCAAUUAGGUUGAGGUCGGGGGAUUGUGGAGGCCAGGUCAUCUGAUGCAGCACUCCAUCACUCUCCUUCUUGGUAAAAUAGCCCUUACACAGCCUGGAGGUGUGUUGGGUCAUUGUCCUGCUGAAAACAAAUGAUAGUCCCACUAAGCCCAAACCAGAUGGGAUGGCUUAUCGCUGCAGAAUACUGUGGUAGCCAUGCUGGUUAAGUGUGCCUUGAAUUCUCAAUAAAUCACAGACAGUGUCACCAGCAAGGCACCCCCACACCAUAACACCUCCUCCUCCAUGAUUUACGGUGGGAAAUACACAUGCGGAGAUCAUCCGUUCACCCACACCGUGUCUCACAAAGACACAGUGGUUGGAACCAAAAAUCUCCAAUUUAGACUCCAGACCAAAGGACAAAUAUCCACCGGUCUAAUGUCCAUUGCUCGUGUUUCUUGGCCCAAGCAAGUCUCUUCUUAUUAUUGGUGUCCUUUCGACCAUGAAGGCCUGAUUCACACAGUCUCCUCUGAACAGCUGAUGUUGAGAUGUGACUGUUACUUGAACUCUGUGAAGCAUUUAUUUGGGCUGCAAUUUCUUAGGCUGGUAACACUAAUGAACUUAUUCUCUGCAGCAUAGGUAACUUUGGGUCUUCCAUUCCUCAUGAGAGCCAGUUUCAUCAUAGCGCUUGAUGGUUUUUGCGACUGCACUAAAAGUUAUUGAAAUGUUCCGUAUUGACUGACCUUCAUGCCUUAAAGUAAUGAUGGACUGUCGUUUCUCUUUGCUUUUUUGAGCUGUUCUUGCCCCCCCCACCUUGUCACAACACAACUGAUUGGCUCAAAUGCAUUAAGAAGGAAAGAAAUUCCACAAAUUAACUUUUAAGAAAGCACACCUGUUAAUUGAAAUGCAUUCCAUGUGACUACCUCAUGAAGCUGGUUGAGAGAAUGCCAAGAGUGUGCAAAGCUGUCAUCAAAGCAAAGGGUGGCUAUUUGAAGAAUCUCAAAUAUAAAAUAUAUUUUCAUUUGUUUAACACUUUUUCGGUUAGUACAUGAUUCCCUAUGUGUUAUUUCAUAGUUUUGAUGUCUUCACUAUUAUUAUACAAUGUAGAAAAUAGUAAAAAUAAAGAAAAACCCUUGAAUGAGAAGGUGUUCUAAAACUUUUGACUGGUAGUCUAAUUUCCGAUUGAGCCGACAUAUGCAGCAUGAAUGCAGUCUCCGUGACCACGGGAACAUUGUUUAUAACUGUCUAUCGCGCUGUAACGCUGAUUUUCCGCGAUACGGAAGGAAUAGAGCCCUAAAUCAAGUCUAAGUAUUUUUACAUUCAUCUGCCUUACGGUUUCCGAUGCUCCUGAUAGGUCAAUAUUUCAUUGGGGGCAGGAGUAGGGAACCUAGAUGCAGCUGUCUGGUAUCAUAAUCACUUGACACAAUAACAAUGAGACCAACUGAUCUGUUAGUUUAUUAUUGUGGGUUUUUGGUUGCAAGCAAGUUUGUUUUAUCAUGCAGGUGAAUGUAAUCUCCCGUCAGUAGCAUUUUAAAGGGAUCAUUCGGGAUUUUGGCAAUGAAGCCCUUUAUCUACUCCCUCAGAGUGAACUCGUAGCCCUUUAUCUACUCGAUAUAAUAUUUAACUAACCCUAACCCCAAUGAAGCCCUUUAUCUACUCCCUCAGAGUGAACUCGUGGAUAUAAUAUUUAACGAAAGAAAUCCAGCGCUAACCUGCAGGAGCGCGCAAAAUUAUUUAGUGUUUGUUGCAAUCGACCAAUCGUGUGUCUGUUUCAGGGUUCUCUCGUCCGUGUGGUAGUGUGUGUUCUGGCGUUGGUGGUCGUGUGCCGAGCUCAAUGCUUCUUCCAGGGGCUGGAGACCAAAGACUCCAAGACUCCUCCACCAAAGGGUGAGUCUAGUACUAUACUACCACAAUAUUACUACAAUACUUUUACAAUACUAUUACAAUACUAUUACAAUACUAUUACAAUACUAUUACAAUACUAUUACAAUACUAUUACAAUACUACUACAAUACUAUUACAAUGUUAAUUCGACAGUAAUGUUAGCACUGUAACCAGGAUAAGGAGGGUGUGAUGCUGUAUGCGUUAGGUCAUGUUGCUUAAACUGGUGAGUGUGUGUGUGUGUGUGUGUGUGUGUGUGUGUGUGUGUGUGUGUGUGUGUGUGUGUGUGUGUGUGUGUGUGUGUAGGGUGUGUGGAUAAGGAGGGAAAGCAGCAUGUGUUCGGUUCUUCAUGGGUGAAGGACUGCUACGACUGUUCCUGCUCCGAGGAAGGCAUUGGCUGCUGCAACAAGUAACACCAAAUAUCUCUUUCAAAUUCAAAUAAGCUUUAUUGGCAUGAGUAUAACCCUAUCUGUCUAUACUUCUCUGAGAGAUGCACUAGUUAUAUUGAGAGAUGGAACUCAGCAAACAAGAGCCUGAUUUGACCCCCCCUCUCGCUCUCUCUCGAUCUGUCUUCACCCCCUCUCUCUCUCCCCCUCUCUCUCUCCCCCUCUCCCUCUCUCUCUUUCUCCCUCUCCCUUUCUGUCUCCACCCCCCGCUCUCUCUCUCACCCUCGAUCUGUCUCCACCCCCACUCUCUCACCCCCUCUCCCUCCCAACCACCGCCCCUCUCUCUCCCUUUCUCUUUCUCUCUCCUCUCUCCUUCUACCUCUCCCUCUCUCCCUUCUACCUCUCCCCCUCUCCCUCUCUCCCGUCUUCCUUCUACCUCUCCCCCUCUCCCUUCUACCUCUCCUUCUCCCCCUCUCCCUUCUUCCUUUUCUCUCUCUGUCACCACCCACCUCUCUCCCCCCUCUCCCCCUCUCCCUUCUACCCUCCUUCUUCCUUCUACCUCUCCCCCUCUCCCUUCUACCUCUCCCUCUCUCCCGUCUUCCUUCUACCUCUCCCUCUCUCCCUCUCUCCCUUCUACCUCUCCCUCCUCCCGUCUCCUUCUACCUCUCCCCCUCUCCCUUCUCCCUUCUACCUCCCUCUCCUUUCGACCUCUCCCACCCAUCUCCCCCUCUCGCCUAUCUCCCUCACCCCCUCUCCCUUCUUCCGUCUCACCGUUCUCCCCUCUCCCUUUCAACCUUCACCCUCCCUCUCCUCCCGUCUUCCUGCUACCUCUCUCCUCGUUCGCCCCCUCUCCCUUUCCUACCUCACCCCCAUCUCCCGUCUUCCUUCUACCAUCUCUCUCCCUCUAACCUCCCUCUCCCUUCUACCUCUCACCCCUCUCCCCUUCUUCCUUCUACUCUCCCCCUCUCCCUUCUACCUCAACACCCCUCUCCCUUAUUCCUCUACCUCCCCCUCUCUCUUCCCCCUCCCUUCCUACCCUCUAAUCUUCUGCCUCUCCCUCUCUCCCGUAUUCCUUCGACCCUCGCCUCAGCUCUUCCACCCUGCGCUCCGCCUCCCCCCCUCUCCCCUCUCCCCCUCUCCCUUCUACCUAUCUUUCCAUCUCAGGAUCCCAACGGUGGUGAAUCUCCCUUCAGAGUGUGAGCUGGUGGUGGACAGAAACGCCUGCUCAUCCAGAGUGGUGAUGAGGUCAGACAAGACCAAGGACUGUGACCAAGGAACCAUCAGUAUGAUCUUAUAAAAACACGGUUUAAUGUACACACCAACAUAUAUAGAAGGAACUUACAUCAAAUAAAACAAGGCAAUAGUGAACAUGUCUAUGUUUAUUUGUUUAUUUGGAUCCCCAUUAGCUUUUUCAGAAGCAGCAGUUACUCUUCCUGGGUUCCACAAAAAAACACAAAACAUGACAAGUAACAAAACACUGAUACAUUGACAGAUAAGGACAGUAACACAAAUGUAAAAUCUAAUGAUAUACAAACAAUGCAACAAAAAAAUACAAACAAUACAAAAAAUGUUUUGUGUUAGUGUGUUUGUGUGUCGCCUUACAGUCCCUGCCGUUCCAUGAGUUGUUCUUUAAUCUGUUUUUUAAAUGUCAUUUUGAUGUUUGGAAGGGAGUUCCAUGCGAUCAUGGCUCUGUAUAAAACUGUGCGUUGCAUUUAAUUCGU
Coregonus sp. 'balchen' is the source of this 5163-nucleotide messenger RNA. The record is from the annotation of a GenBank genome assembly. NCBI's taxonomy places the organism in Eukaryota, Metazoa, Chordata, Actinopteri, Salmoniformes, Salmonidae.